This is a messenger RNA of Caenorhabditis briggsae, 933 nucleotides long. Lineage: Eukaryota; Metazoa; Nematoda; Chromadorea; Rhabditida; Rhabditidae. The transcript has 5 exons. The record is from RefSeq and is a predicted model, not a curated record. Bases 1 to 933 code for a protein of 310 amino acids.
AUGCGGUCAAUACCGCAUGAUGCUCGCCCCUCUGAACAUUUUCUAUCCUUCUCGAAAACUGAACUAUGUGCAGCUGAGCCUCACCUGAAGGUUUGCCAGCCAAAUGGAAACAAUAGAGCGCAAAGCUCGAAAAUCAUCAAUGGCGAUGGGCUGACUGCAGAAAGAUUGGAACAACUUUCCAAGCAUUCCAACAAGGGUUUCAUUGAAGAAGAAGGAAACACUGGGAGGUCUUCUGGAUCUUCAGAUGUUGCCGAUCCGUUUGAUGAAGUUGCAACUAGAUCCCCACCAUCCUCUAGUGAUUAUGACGAAGAACGAUAUUCUCGACGAAGACAUCGCAAGAAGCACCGUAAAUCUCAUCGUGGAUAUUACGGUUACGGUUCUCCUUACACUCAGUAUUACCAACAACGUCAUGAUCCAUCAGUCUAUCGUGUCUAUCCGGGACUUCAUCCAAAGGACGGCAAAUACUGUUCGGAUAUGAAGGCAAUGUUCGCCUACACAUGUGCUCCAAGCAAGCCACUUCGCAUUGAUCUUGUCGAGUUUUGCAAAGACUACGCCGCUUUCUGUAACGUUCCAAACUUCCACAGACUUCCUGGACCACGAAUGGGACCACCACUUACAGACAAGGGAGUUGGUCAUGUUGAUGUGAACGGUCACUUUGGAUUUGGAGUUGGAGCAGUUCCAGGAUUGGAAGUUGGAGUUGGAUGGGGAGUCGAUGUUGGACCAAUUCCUGGAAUGGGAGAGAGUGUGGGAGUCGGUGUUGGACUGGAUCUUGGUAUCAUGGGAUCAAAGACUCCUGAAGCAUUCCGUCGUGGACAGGAUGAUCCAAACGCUAAAGGAGGUGGUAUUGUGGGAAUCAAUGGAGGAGUCGGAGUAAAAGCACCAGGAACUGGAGAUGGAGUCGGAGUGGGAACAGGAUUAGGAGUUGGAAAGUGA